This is a messenger RNA of Carassius auratus (goldfish), 1949 nucleotides long. RefSeq names its product tyrosine-protein kinase Lyn-like. Bases 162 to 1694 code for a protein of 510 amino acids. The record is from RefSeq and is a predicted model, not a curated record. The transcript has 13 exons. NCBI's taxonomy places the organism in Eukaryota, Metazoa, Chordata, Actinopteri, Cypriniformes, Cyprinidae. Gene Ontology annotation, biological process: protein phosphorylation. Gene Ontology annotation, molecular function: ATP binding; protein tyrosine kinase activity; protein binding.
AAGAGCAGUUAAAGCAGCAGGCGUCCAGUCUCAGGUUCCUCAUUCUCUGUUUGUGUGUGGAGCGUAAAUGAGAGUAGCGCGCGCACUCGACGCUUAUAUCGCUCAGAAACUUGUCCUUUUAAAUGAGAGUUGACUACUUUUUCUGACAUUUGACAGGAAACAUGGGUUGUAAAAAAUCCAAGUUGGACGGUGACCAAACUGGAGGUGUGCUUGAAGGGAACAAACACCAGCCAGUACGUACUGACCAAACUGUAUAUGUGAGAGAUCCAACCUCCUAUAAGCCUCAUAUAAAUAAUCAGCCCUCCGGGCUCCUGCCUGGUCAGUUGUUCCAAAAAAUGGAAGAAAAGGAAAAAAUAGUCAUUGCUUUGUAUCCAUAUGACGCCAUUCAUGCUGAUGAUCUGGGCUUUAAAAAAGGAGAGAAGUUAACGAUUCUUGAAGAGCAUGGAGAGUGGUGGAAGGCAAAGUCUUUGUCCACAAGAAAGGAAGGAUUCAUUCCUUCAAACUAUGUUGCAGAAGCAGACACUAUAGAGACAGAAGAAUGGUUCUUCAAAGAUAUCACACGAAAGGAUGCAGAGAGACAGCUGCUGGCGCCUGCUAACAAACCUGGGUCAUACCUCAUCCGGGAAAGUGAAACCUCAAAAGGAAGUUAUUCUCUGUCAGUCAGAGACGUGGACGCUCAGGGGCUGGAUGUUGUUAAACAUUACAAAAUCAGAUCUCUGGAUAACGGGGGCUACUACAUCUCCCCAAAAAUCACAUUCAAUGACAUCAACAGCAUGAUAAAACAUUACCACAAACAACAAGACGGAUUGUGUCGGAAACUAGAGAAACCAUGCGAGAAGCCGAAAGCACAGAAGCCUUGGGACAAAGAUGCAUGGGAAAUCUCUAAAGAAUCCAUCAAGAUGGUGAAGAAGCUCGGGGCAGGGCAGUUCGGAGAGGUGUGGAUGGCGUACUAUAACAACAGCACAAAAGUGGCGGUGAAAACGCUGAAGCCGGGCACAAUGUCAGUGGAGGCUUUCCUAGAGGAGGCCAACCUGAUGAAAACCUUACAGCACGACCGACUCGUGCGCCUCUAUGCUGUCGUCACCAAAACUGAGCCCAUCUACAUCAUCACUGAAUUCAUGGCAAAUGGAAGCUUAUUGGAUUUCUUGAAAAGUCCAGCUGGCUGCAAAGUACAGUUACCGAAGCUAAUAGAUUUUUCUGCGCAGAUAGCUGAAGGUAUGGCCUACAUUGAGAAGAAGAAUUAUAUCCACAGAGACCUGAGGGCAGCUAACGUGCUGGUUUCAGAUAGCCUGUUGUGCAAAAUAGCUGAUUUUGGCCUUGCCAGAGUCAUUGAGGAUGACCAGUACACAGCCAGAGAAGGAGCAAAAUUUCCUAUCAAAUGGACGGCACCCGAGGCCAUCAACUACGGUUCUUUCACCAUCAAAUCCGAUAUGUGGUCCUUUGGGGUUCUCCUGUAUGAGAUUAUAACGUACGGGAAAAAUCCCUAUCCAGGCAUGAGUAACGGUGAAGUCAUGAGCUCUGUUCAGAGAGGUUACCGGAUGCCCCGUCCUGAAAACUGUCCCACUGAACUCUACGAUAUCAUGAACUCGUGCUGGAAGAGUAAACCAGACGACCGGCCCACGUUUGACUAUAUUCAGAGUGUGCUAGAUGACUUCUACACAGCCACCGAGGGCCAAUACCAGCAACAGCCAUGAGGAUGUACUGUUUCAAGAUGACCAAGAGAUCUGUGAUUUAUCUACGAAUCAGUGUACUAAUAUGUAACUAAUAAUGGGAUCAAUCUGCUUACUUGUGUGUAAGCAAGGUUCAGAUUUUCUAUUUCUACUUCAAAUUGAAGUUUUAACAACCUGUUUGUUACUUUGCUCUUCUUAUUCAGAUUUCAAUGGCUGCAUUUCAAUUUGUAAAUCAUUUUUAUGUUUCAGCGUACCCUACCAAAAGUUUCAUAGUCAUUU